CAUUUGCGCCUCAUACAACAAUAACACGGCAAUAAUGGCACCCAUGGACGACGACUUCGUCUUCACAAUCUCGGACAACGAGGAUGGUUUCGCCGACGAGCUCGAGGAAACUGUAGAGCCCACACCCGUAUCGAACAAAAAGCGCAAGCGCGACUCGGAUAUCGCUGCUACCAAAAAGGACAAGAAGAGCAAGAAGCAGAAGAAAAAGGCACAACAACAACAACAACAACCUGAAUCCGAGGAUGAGCAGGAACAAGCUAUCGAUGAGGAUCUGGACCCGGAGUUUGAGUUUCAACUUGGAGACGGUACGACGGCGAAUAUGGACGACUUUGACGGCUGGACCGCACACAAUGCGCAAAAGAAUGCUGGCAAGCGCCUUGUUGAUAUCGACGACAUUAUCGCCAAGCGAAGGCAGGAUCAAAAGACUGACGGCGACGCUGCGGCUGGAGAUGCUGAAGAGGAGGAUGAGUUUGCUGGUCUGAGUGAUGGCGAGGAUGAGACUCUGGCUGAGGAUGCCUUCGGUAUGGGUGCUGCUCCCGGUGUCGAGAUCAAUUCUGAAGAUGAAGAGGAGGAUGAAGACGAGGACAAGGGAAGUGAUGCCGAGAGUGACAGUGGAGCUGGAGACGACUCUGAGGACGAGUCUGUCGCUGAGCAUGUCCCUCACCCUGACGACGAGGAGUCAGAUGCUGAAGAUGCCGAAGAAAAAGAGGACGCUGCAGAGGAGGAGAAACGCAUUGCUUUCUUCGCUCCCGAAUCGAACAUGGACGGCGAGAAGGAUCCCUCAGCCAAGCCCGUGGGUUCAUUCCAGGAGCUCAAUCUGUCACGUCCCAUCAUCAAGGGCUUGUCAUCUGUCGGUUUCGCCGCCCCUACACCCAUUCAACACAAGGCUAUUCCUGUUGCUCUUCUUGGAAAGGAUGUCGUCGGAGGUGCCGUUACUGGAUCCGGUAAAACUGCCGCCUUCAUCAUCCCCAUCCUCGAACGCCUGCUCUACCGCCCGAAGAAGGUCGCCACUACUCGCGUUGCCAUUCUCAUGCCUACUCGUGAAUUGGCUCUCCAAUGUUACAAUGUCGCCGUCAAGCUCGCCAGUUUCACAGACAUCACCUUUGGUCAAGCUAUUGGUGGCAUGAGCUCGCGCGAGCAAGAGGCAGCUCUCAAGCAACGCCCUGAUGUUGUCAUUGCCACUCCCGGUCGUUUCAUCGACUUCAUGCGUAACUCUUCCGCCUUCCAAGUCGACACCAUUGAGAUUCUCGUUCUCGAUGAAGCCGACAGAAUGCUCGAAGACGGUUUCGCAGACGAGUUGAACGAGAUUUUGACAACCAUUCCCAAGUCAAGACAGACUAUGCUUUUCUCCGCUACCAUGACAUCCAGCAUCGACAACUUGAUUCGUGUUGGUCUGAACCGCCCAGUGCGUCUCAUGGUAGACAGCAAGCGUCAAACUGUCGCUGGUCUCACCCAAGAGUUUGUCCGUCUACGCCCAGGCAGAGAAGACAAGCGUAUCGGCUACCUCCUCCACCUCGUCCACGAAUCCUUCAGCACAAAAACAAUCAUCUUCUUCCGCCAAAAGAAAGAAGCUCAUCGCGUCCGUGUAAUCUUCGGUCUCCUCGGUCUCAAAGCGGCCGAACUCCACGGCAACAUGUCGCAAGAACAACGUAUCCUCGCCAUCGAAGCCUUCAGAGCCGGCACCGCACACUUCCUCCUCGCCACCGAUGUCGCCUCUCGUGGUCUGGAUAUCAAGAACGUGGAUGCCGUCAUCAACUACGAAGCGCCCCAGACCCAAGAAAUCUACCUCCACAGAGUCGGUCGUACGGCCAGAGCAGGCAGACAAGGUAAAGCGUGCACACUAGCCGCAGAACCCGACCGCAAAGUCGUCAAAGCCGCUGUGAAGACGGCUCGCGGUCAAGGCGCCAUCAUCAAAUCCCGCAUCAUCGAUCCCAAAGUCGCAGAUGACUGGUCCCGCAAAGUGGACCUUUUGGCCGUCGAGAUUGAAGACGUAUUGCGUGAAGAAAAAGAAGAAAAAGUUCUCGCAACUACGGAAAUGCAAAUGAGACGUACGGAAAACAUCAUGACACAUGAAGACGAAAUCCUCUCCCGACCGAAAAAGACAUGGUUCGAGAGCGAAAAGGACAAACGGGCCGCCAAAAUCAGAGGAAAAGAAGAAUUGAACGGUGUGAUGACUGCAGGCGCCAAACUCAAGGGCGACCGUAAGAAGUUGUCCAACAAGCAAAAGAAGAAAUUGGAGGACAAAGACGAGAGAAUGGAGGGUGGAGGUUGGAAAAAGGGAAAAGCGGAGAGAGAUGGCAAAGGUGCACUCGAGAAACCUACAAAGGGUAAAGGAGGUAAGAGACCUGGUGGUGGCAAGGGGCCGAGGAAAUCAAUGUAGAAAUAUUUGUGUGUCUUCUGUCAAAGGGGAUGUAAAAGAGGGUUUUAAUUCCCCAUGGCUUGUUGACAAAGUUUUUAUAGCUCUCAUGUUUCCAUUUUCCCAUUGUUGACGUACGUUCUUCCAGUUCCUUGUGUUGCAGUGGGUUUGGGUCUAGACUUUUAUCUUUUAGAUAUCAGCCUGAAGUCCAAGUCGAACAUCAUCCCUGAAUCCUCUCCUUCGUCUUGUUUGGAAAGAUUCAAAAAAUAAAUUACUUCUUCAUUUCGUCACAAGCUCCAGGCGAGAUCUGAGCACGGCUCGCU
Messenger RNA from Aureobasidium subglaciale EXF-2481, 2679 nucleotides. RefSeq lists its product as uncharacterized. The record is from RefSeq and is a predicted model, not a curated record. Gene Ontology annotation, molecular function: RNA helicase activity; ATP binding; nucleic acid binding. Bases 35 to 2380 code for a protein of 781 amino acids. The transcript has a single exon. NCBI's taxonomy places the organism in Eukaryota, Fungi, Ascomycota, Dothideomycetes, Dothideales, Saccotheciaceae.